AUAUUACGUUGAAUUUGCAUUUGGACUAAAAAUUAUGGCCAGCGGACAAAAUAACGACGGGUGCAGCUUGUGCGAGAAAAUAGGCUUGAAGCCGCUCACCAAAGAAAACGUGUUCAACUACUACAUACCACUGCAUGGGCUGGUCAGCUAUGGAGCUCUAUCGGUCAAUGUUAUGAACCCUCAGAUUGUGCCCAAGCUGUUGCCGAAAAAGGACCUUACUAAUGUGUUCUUGAUUUCGUCUGCGGUAGGCACGGGUUUCUACAUUUACGGUCGUCCCCACCUGAAGGACGUCAAGUCGAACAAGCGCCUGGCGUAUGCAGCCCUCGGCGGCGUUCUGUUCAGUAUGGGGUCAGUGCUGGCCUGGGCCCUACUAAAAUCAUCUCUAGCUGAAAAUAAUGCUCUUCUCGCCACUUUGGUUGGACUGGGAACCGGCGCCGUCAUUGUGAAGGUCGGCACCGAAUACAUUAAAGACAUUGAUAAUCUGAAGAAAAACUAAGAGAUGACUCCGGAUAUGUGAAGAGUAGAUGUGAGCCGCAUAUUUGAAUAAAAUUAUGUAUUAAACUCGAA
Molecule: messenger RNA, 567 nt
Organism: Drosophila persimilis
Lineage: Eukaryota; Metazoa; Arthropoda; Insecta; Diptera; Drosophilidae
Exons: 1
Coding region: 35-496 (153 amino acids)
Source: RefSeq, a predicted model, not a curated record